AUGGUUUGGCUCGAUGCCGUUGGGUAUGAUUCGGUGUGGAGAGCCUCCACAUGUUCUGGCCGGGUUACCGCGUUGCCUUCCGAGACACCGCAGAAGGCGGGGCUCGUUGGGCACGGCAACGAUUCCGGUUGGAAGGUGAAACUAACCUCGAACGCUGAAGUUUCGUUCUCUGGUUCAUCGGUUACCACCCCCGCUUCCAACGGAGAGUUGUCGUCGGAGUGUAGUAUGCCUGAGGAAGGGGUUGUUGGCCAAGACGUUUCCAUUGGUUCGUCGAGUAUGGGUUCUGUUCCCGAGUCGGGUUCGUGGGAUGGAAGGGAUUCAGCGUUCGCCGAGUUCUCCGGAACGUGUGUUUCGGAGUUAUCAAUUAGUUUUGGGGACUCCGUCCUAGCUAAAUUUUCGUCGGUGUCGACGUUGUCAGCUUGA
Molecule: messenger RNA, 423 nt
Organism: Caenorhabditis bovis
Lineage: Eukaryota; Metazoa; Nematoda; Chromadorea; Rhabditida; Rhabditidae
Source: the annotation of a GenBank genome assembly